AUGUGUUUAGCUGUUUUAUCAGCUGACCAGCUGAACAAUUGCAAAAAAUUCGAAGAGUUCACCGAACUCCUAUGGCAAACUGACUAUAGUAUAAUUCCAGACAUUGUUGAUAUUACGAAAAAACUCAUGGACGAAAAUAUAAUCUGCAACGCGUUGAUUGUGAACAUAAUUGAUAUGAUAUCAUAUAAAAAUAGGAAAAAUCUUAGAUUUUAUCAUUCAUUAUUCAAAGAAUUGGUAGAUAAAUUAAUUGUAACAAUACCAUCGCACUAUUACUUCUCAUGUCAGCCACUACAAGCUGCGUUAAUCAAAACUGAGUGUUACGAUGGCGAUACACCUGAAGAAUACAUCGAUAAAAAUCUAGACGAAAUUUAUCAAAUUUAUCCAAAACAAACAAUUAACUACUGCUUAUUCUGGGAUGAUGCUCAGACAUUGGAAUGCUUGGCACUAUUACCGAAGUUUAAAUUCAACGUACGAUUGAGCAACGGUCUAAAUUUAUUGGACACAGCGGCGAUGUUUGGAUCUGAAAAAUGUUUUGAGUAUUUGCUUGCCAACAAUGCAAAAGUUACUCAAAAGACACUGGAGAACGCUUUCUUCGGUAAUAAUUGCAGGAUUCUGGAGAUUUGUUGUGAAUCGUUCAACAUUACUCAGAAAUGUCUUGAUAAUGCAAUCAAAUCACAUCAUAACGAAUAUGCAUGCGAAAUUAUUGAAAAAUUUGGAUUUGAUUUUUCAUGGGAUUCAACACUUUUCUUUUUCAACUUGAAAAUGUUCUUUUACAAGUUAAAUAAUAUCAACGAUAUCAAUGUCUAUGAUUCUAAUCAUGAUACCGCCUUAAUUGUUGCAGCAAAAAUUGGACUUGCAUAUAUUGUUGAAUUAUUACUUAAAAACGGCGCAAACACAGAAGUUUAUGAUCAUUUUAAAGAAUAUCCAAUAAUGCAUGCUGUCGAAAACAAUCAUUUAAAGAGUUUCGGCUUAAUUUUGCAAAAUGGAGCUGAUUUUGAAGCCAAAGACCAUAUUGGAUGGACAACAAUACUUUAUUCUGCUUUACAUAAUAGGAUUGAUAUCACAAACAAACUAAUUGAGAAGAAAGCAAUCAAUUCUAUCCAAGAUAAGUAUGGAAAGAACGCGUUAUGCAUUGCAUCAUAUAAUUGUUCAGUGGAAGUUGCUUCUGCACUUAUAGAUGCUGGUAUAGAUAUGGAUGUUGGUGAUAAAAACAAUUGGAAUGGACUUUUUAUUGCAUCUGCAAAUAAUUCGCUCGAAAUUGUUAAAAUAUUCAUAGAAAGGGGCUGUAAUAUAGAAAGAAGAGAUAAAUGGGGUAAUACGCCGUUUAUGGUUGCUUGCGUUAAGAAUAGCUUUGAUGUUAUAAAAUAUUUGAAAGAGAAAAAUGCAGAUAUCAAUGCAACAAGCAAUUCUGGUAAAACAGCGCUUAUGCUCGCAGCCGAUAAUAAUUGUAUUGAAGUUGUAAAGCUUUUACUUGAUUUUGGUGCCAAAAAAGAUAUUAAAGACUGCAAUGGAUGA
This is a messenger RNA of Trichomonas vaginalis G3, 1515 nucleotides long. RefSeq names its product protein ubiquitination. Lineage: Eukaryota; Parabasalia; Trichomonadida; Trichomonadidae. Gene Ontology annotation, molecular function: protein binding. The transcript has a single exon. Gene Ontology annotation, cellular component: cytoplasm; nucleus. The coding region runs from base 1 to 1515 and encodes 504 amino acids. The record is from RefSeq and is a predicted model, not a curated record.